AUGGGUCGCCAACCGAGACAACGCCCAAUUUCGUGCCACCUGUGUAGGGUACGCAAGUUGCGCUGCAGUCGCCAGUUUCCAUGCUCCAACUGUACGUCGCGCGGCGUUGUUUGCCAACAUGAAGGGGUGGCGGCCGCGGCAGCGACGGGAAGUCAAGCGCAGGUCAAAUCGCCUGCUCUGAAGGAUGCGUCGACGCUGGAGCUGCUGGCUCGUCUGGAACGUCUGGAGAGUCUCGUUGCAGCCCAGGGGAGCGAAAAGGAUGGCGACUCCGUGAAAGGGGCUGAGAAGCCAACACAACAAGCGCAUACUCCUGCUUUGGCCUCACGCCCAGUGCCACCUAGACUGCAGCGCUUGACAGCCGACGCGCUGGAGCUGGAGCGAUCCUGCUCCGAUCAAAAGUUGAUGGAUUCCUUGAUAUCUGACCCCAUCAUCUUUCGUACCUGUCCCAUUCGAUUAGCCCCAACUCAGCCGUCCCAUGCGUUUCAAAAUGGUCAUCCUGCGUCCAUGACAGGGCCGGUGGAUGCCGUCAAGUGCAUCUGGCUGCCUCGCCGAGAUGAGAUGCGCAUCAUACUCCAGAAGUACAUAGCUGAUAUCUCCUUGUUUUACCACAUCAUACAUGUUCCCACGGUGCAGAGCCUCGUGGAAGACAUAUACGCGGGACUGGAGGCAAACGUUCGUGUCGACGUUGGCGGCAUAUUGCUUCUCCUAAGCAUAUGCGCAAGCACAACGUAUGCGUGGUCAGCCCCCGAUGACAUCAGGUGUUUGUUCUCAGAUUAUUCCGAGGCGAAUGUGCAAUCAACCUUCUGGACCAAGGAGGCGCUAGAUGUCGUCGACCAUGCGCAGAGAACCGCACAUGCGUCAUUGGAAUGCAUCCAAGGCCUCAUCAUCCUGUUCUUCGUCUUCUGUAAUCACGAGAGCGUCUCAUACCGUGCCCGUAGUGUCUUCAUGUCGGCCAUUGCAAUGGCCACGGAGCUGUCGUUGCAUCGUCUCGAUGAUCCUCGAGGCAGCCCGAUGCCGACGCUUCUUCGGAUGAGCGAGGCCCGGAAAGAAAUUGGAAGGAGAGUUUGGUGGUUCAUGGUUGCAACUGACUGGACACUGGCUCAAUUCAACUGUCCUCAAGAAGGCUUUUAUCUCAUCCACCAAAAUCAGAUGGCUGUAAACAAGCCACGGAAUGCAAACGACGAAGACAUCAUGGAGGGGGUAGAGAUCGUUGAUCGGCCAGCAACCGAGGCCACUUGCAUCUCCUAUUUCGUCCAGCGUAUCCGUCUCGCAGAAGUAUGUCGGGCACUGGUUGACCGCAUGCCUUUGGCCACGCCGACUUCCGAGUCCGAGAUAUACAAAAAUGUGCUGGAUGCGGAUGCAAAGCUCAACCAGCUCAUUCGUGAAGUUCCAGACUUCCUUUCGAUCGAUUGCUCAAGCCUGGAUGAUCUCCCUGUCACUGAUCCCAGACGCUCGCCUUUUAUCACUGCGCAACGCUACAUGUUGAAUCUGUUACUACACCGACAGCUGUGUAAGAUUCACCUUCCCUACUUAGCCCAGGGGACUGUCGAUCCAGCAUAUGCCUAUUCACGCGACGUCUGCCUGAGGUCAGCAAGGGUGAUUUUCGAGCUCGACCAUCAGCUGCAGGGAGAAUGUCUUCCCUUCUUCAGCUCUCGCCUGAGGUUGGCAAUGGUUCUGCGUAGCCUGUUCCUGGCCAGUACUGCACUUGUGUUGAAUGCUUGUCUGAAGGGCGACUCGGAAGAUAAUGGGGAGGGAGAAGAUGAUGUGGCUGGUGCAUGGAAGAUUUUGCACGAGGCACAAGGCCAAUUCCCACCAGCGGCAAGGCUGCUAGAGUUAUCCAUUCAGAUUCUCAAAAAGUACAAGAUCAAGCAUCGCGCCCUGGAUCUCCUACAACAGCAAUUGUCGGGGAUUUCAUCCUACGGGGAAUCGUUUCCUAUGACACCUGAUUCAACGAAUCAAGAUCUCCGCAUGAAUACGAUGCAGCAAAACAUGGCCUCUGAGCCUGAUAACGUGCUAAUGGAUCAACAUUGGCAAAUGCUCGAAGGGAAGAUGGAUUUGAAUACAAUAGAUUGGGACAAGUUAUUCUGGGGUAUAGACGCCCCGUUUAUUUAA
This is a messenger RNA of Trichoderma aggressivum f. europaeum, 2112 nucleotides long. RefSeq names its product transcriptional regulator family: Fungal Specific TF. Gene Ontology annotation, molecular function: zinc ion binding; DNA-binding transcription factor activity, RNA polymerase II-specific; DNA binding. The transcript is spliced from 3 exons. Lineage: Eukaryota; Fungi; Ascomycota; Sordariomycetes; Hypocreales; Hypocreaceae. Gene Ontology annotation, biological process: DNA-templated transcription; regulation of DNA-templated transcription. The record is from RefSeq and is a predicted model, not a curated record. Bases 1 to 2112 code for a protein of 703 amino acids.